UACACACACUAGUUUCACUUUCUUUGUUGCAGAAUGGCGUCUGUGUGUCUGAAAGAGGAGCUGAGCUGCUCCAUCUGCCUGAGCCUUUAUACAGACCCUGUAUCUCUGAGAUGUGGGCACAACUUCUGCCAGGACUGUAUUGUGAGGGUGCUGGAUACACAGGAGGGGGCUGGAGUCUAUUCCUGUCCGGAGUGCAGGGCAGAGUAUCAGGAACGUCCUGCACUGGAGAAGAACAGGAAGCUGAGUAACAUUGUGGAAAGUUUCCUAUGUAAUCACCCAGAGCCGGAGGAGACCCAGACCUUCUGUACUUACUGCAUGGACGCUCCUGUACCGGCUGUGAAGCAGUGUCUGCAGUGUGAGAUGUCCCUGUGUGAGGGCCACCUGACUGCACACAACAAGUCAGUAGAUCAUGCUCUAAUUGACCCAACAUCAUCACUGAGCAACAGGAAAUGUCAAAUUCACAAAAAACUUCUUGAGUACCAUUGCUGUGAGGAUGCUGCCUGUGUCUGUGCUACCUGCUGUGUAAUAGGAUCACACAAAGGACACCAGGUGGAGUCACUGGAUGAGGCCAUGAAGACCAAGCUUGUGAAGCUGAGAAACCGUCUGGAGAAACUGACUGCAAGCAGAGUAGAGGCUGAGGAACAUGUGCAGAGUCUGCAGAAACGCAGGACAGAGAUAGAGGAGAAAGCUGCUGUUGUCACAGGGAAGGUCACUGACUUGUUUAUGGACAUCAGGAGGAAGUUGGACGUCCUAGAGGGGAGAGUCCUGAGUGAGGUCUCCAAGCAGACUGAGAGGAUUUCUCUGCAAAUCUCUGAUCUGAUCAGGCAGCUGGAGGAACAGAAGGAUGAGCUGUCCAGGAGGAUGGGUCACAUUGAGGAGCUGUGUAACGCUACUGACCCACUGACUGUCUUACAGGACCGAGAAUCUGACACAUAUGAGAAGGAAAAUGACACAGAAAAUUAUGUCACAAUGACUUAUCCUGUGGAUGAUCUGGACGAGUGUCUGAUCUCAGUGACCUUGCACUCAGGAUUAUCUGAUAUUCUGACUGCUGGAAAAAGAGGGUCCUGUAUACCUGAGGCUGCAAAUAUGUUACUUGACAUAAAUACAGCUAAUGGUUACCUUUCUGUAUCAGGGGACUUAAAAUCUGCAUCCGUGUCUACAAUAGACCUAAAUUACCCACAGAGUAGAAUGAGGUUUACAGAUUAUCCUAUGGUCCUCAGCAGCACAAGAUUUGGCUCAGGACAACAUUGCUGGGAAGUGGGAGUCAGCGCAUCAAAGUAUUGGCGGGUUGGAGUGGCUUAUUCUAGUACUGAAAGGGAAGGAGAGCAGUCACGCAUUGGAGACAAUAGCAAGUCCUGGUGUUUGCGUAUGUCGGAUGAUGGUUACACAGUGAUACACAAUUCUGUGCAUACUAAUCUGAAGCUUGAGUCUCCUGUGCAGACAAUGGGGAUAUACCUGGACUAUGAGGCCGGGCGUCUGUCCUUCUAUCAGCUGUGUGACCCCAUCAGACACUUACACACCUUCUCCGCCACCUUCACUGAGUCCCUGCACACUGCCUUUGGGGUAUGGGAGGAUGGCUGGGUUAGAAUUAUAAGCUAGAUACAUUAAUGAGGUAAUACACUUCUGUCCCCUUUUCAAUUGUUUAUGCCUUUCUGUUAUUUUUUUGAAGCACUUUCAAAAAAAAAUUUAUUUUGUGCUUUCCAGACAUGUUUUUAUUAUGCAGAGUUAUGUGUUUUUGUUGCUUUGGGUUACAGUACAUUGGCCCUCAUUCCGAGUUGUUCGCUCGCAAGCCGAUUUUAGCAGCAUUGCACACGCUAAGCCGCCGCCUACUGGGAGUGAAUCCUAGCUUCUUAAAAUUGCGAACGAAAGAUUCGCAACAUUGCGAUAAGACAUCUCUGUGCAGUUUCUGAGUAGCUCGAGACUUACUCUGCCUGUGCGAUCAGUUCAGUGCUUGUCGUUCCUGGUUUGACGUCACAAACACACCCAGCGUUCGCCCAGACACUCCUCCGUUUCUCCAGCCACUCCCGCGUUUUUCCCAGAAACGGUAGCGUUUUUUCCCACACGCCCAUAAAACGGCCUGUUUCUGCCCAGAAACACCCACUUCCUGUCAAUCUCACUACGAUCGCCUGAGCGAUGAAAAAGCCGUGAGUAAAAAACCAAACUUCUUAGCAAAUUUACUUGGCGCAGUCGCAGUGCGGACAUUGCGCAUGCGCACUAAGCGGAAAAUCCCUGCAAUGCGAUGAAAUUUUCCGAACGAACAACUCGGAAUGAGGGCCAUAGAUAGAUGUGUCAUAUACAAGGGAAGUAAAGGGAAAUGAAUAAAAUAAUUAUUGCAGGAGGGUAUGUAGAAGCAACGGACUUACUUUAAGUGUCUGUAGGUGGCUUUGAUAUAAACCAGAUUUCCCAGCUUAGCCUUUAUUUUCCUCUGUACAUGAUAGGGUGGGAAUUUCAUGUUACGUGUAUGUAUGUAUGUGGAUAACACGUGUGGUGAGAAUAGUCUGUUAUCACUGAUAAUGAUGCUUUUGGUGCGCAGGAGGAAAUAUAAAUGGAGAUAAUUAUAUAUAUUAUUA
Pseudophryne corroboree (corroboree frog) is the source of this 2570-nucleotide messenger RNA. Its product is annotated as E3 ubiquitin/ISG15 ligase TRIM25-like. NCBI's taxonomy places the organism in Eukaryota, Metazoa, Chordata, Amphibia, Anura, Myobatrachidae. The transcript has a single exon. The coding region runs from base 34 to 1599 and encodes 521 amino acids. Gene Ontology annotation, molecular function: protein binding; zinc ion binding. The record is from RefSeq and is a predicted model, not a curated record.